Molecule: messenger RNA, 4968 nt
Organism: Magallana angulata
Lineage: Eukaryota; Metazoa; Mollusca; Bivalvia; Ostreida; Ostreidae
Exons: 2
Coding region: 42-3944 (1300 amino acids)
Biological process (GO): cell surface receptor signaling pathway
Cellular component (GO): membrane
Molecular function (GO): transmembrane signaling receptor activity
Source: RefSeq, a predicted model, not a curated record
UUGGGAAUGUCCAUAUUGUAGAUAAAACACACUUUAGCAAAAUGAGGAACCCGUUCCUCAGUCUUUUGUUAAUAUACGCUGUGGGUUAUUAUUUGGAUUCGUGUGCCAGAGGCGCCCUUAACACCGAUGGCCUAUUCAAGAAAUAUGAACUUGCUUGUGGAAAAUAUCAGCUAUGUAACAGUCCGCCAUCCGAUGUCUUUUACCAUGCAGAGUUACACCGAUGUCCACCAUGCUCUUGUGACGAGACUUGCUUCGAAUUGAACAACUGUUGCCCGGAUGUGUUCUUUGGUGCCAAAUACAAAGUGUUUACUAACUUUGUCAUAGGAUCCGCCUCUGAUCAUGGUUCGGAGCGGUACGACAUGUUUGAGGUUAUUGCGCACUGUCCUACGGAAGCUGAUGCAAGCAUCAGAGCAAAAUGCGAGUCUUCGACGUCUCCCAAGACAUUGAUCAGGAACCCACCACUGACAUCUAUAGCGACAAAUCUGUCAUACUCAAACAGCCACUGCGCGUACUGUCAUGGCGAACGAGCAACCAACCUUGUCUAUUGGGAUAUGGGAAUAGGAAAAGUAGAUGUUCCAAUCCAGAUAAACAUUAUAAGCCCAUUUACACAAAUGUUAAAAAUAGGAGAAAUUAUGCAGAUACCAUUUUUAUUUACACCACCUCAAAGAGUGGGCAUGUUCGUGAAGAAGAUGCCCGUAAAAUAUCUAGUGCCUUCAACAUGCCCGGAUGAUGCCGAUCCUGACAUUGCAAUGGCUUGUAAGUCAUCCUAUUUUCUACCUUUUCGCCUCCACAAAAAUGUAUUCUGCUACAUUUGUAACUUACCUAAACAGAAUCCAUCGAUCAACUCGUGUAACUACACGGGUCAUUGGGAUGUCGAUGAUUCGUCGAUUAAAUAUGCUUGCAGCGACGGCGGAACAUCUCCCAUGACUCAUCCUUACAAAAACUUUUACUGCUUUCUUUGCAAUACAGUAACAAAUCCAAUGUCUGAUCAAAGUGCCACGUUGUUUGCAGUUAAAAAACAAAAUGUCAUCCAUUUUUACGAUGCCGUCUUUGAAUAUGAAGAGCGACACAGCGUUGAUUGGAGACAGAAGGAGACUCUUGAAUUAAAACUCAAAAACAUUGAGUUCCGAAAUAAUAAAAUGUUUCAACAAAUUAGUCAAACAAGACUCGAGAUUCACGAGGAAGUCUUGAUAAGUGACGGGUGGUAUGUUUAUAAAGACAUUCAGAUUGAUGUAAGAAGCCUCGUACAGACCAAAGUAGCCAUGUAUCCUGAUAGAAUUUGCAACAAAAACCUUCUUCCUUUUUCCGUUCGGAGCUUGGUGCCAACCAAUUGUGAGUGCAACAUUGAUUGCGUCUUCAGAAACGUCUGCUCCUGUUGUGUUGACACUGCUUUGAUAAGUGCAGCAACUUGUUUGUCUGAUGCCGUCCAUUACGAGUCGAGUCUACGUAACGAGGAAACGGAAAUUAUAGUAAUCGACGGAUGUUCCAUUAAGGAAUCCUAUCUGUUCUAUUUCAAGUAUAAGAAACUCUGUGAAAAGGACACAGGAAUGUUUUCUUCUCUUUUUGUCACAAACGGGACGUCAACCUACAAAAACGUGUUUUGUUUCUUUUGCAAUUCACCUUUAUACCGAUUAAAUACUGAGCUUCUUCACAGACCUUUUACACCGAUUGAUAUAAACAUUAUAUGUCCUAAGUUUCUCCAUUUUGUUUAUGCCGGAUCAAUUAAGGAUGUUAUCAAGUUAGCAAAGAGCGAAGGGUGUGCUGUAUUUUUUGAUACUGACAAGGCAACAAAAUGCAGAAAAAAGGACGACGAUGGUUUUGGAGUAGGAUUUGGGUUUUAUAGUUUCUAUGAAUAUCCAGAGUUUGGCGAAGAAAGUAAGACGAUUGAUGUAUGCAACAGCACAGGUAAUGUUGUUCAUGACAUUGACUUCAAUAUUCGAUGGGCAUGCGAGAACAUUAGUGAUCAAGCUUUCCCGCCAAUACCCGGAUUCAAAAAUGAGUAUUGUUUACUUUGCAAUUCAAAUGGCACAGCACAAAAGGUUAAUAGAAGCUGCGAACCAUCAAGCUCAAACUAUCUCAAAAUUUACAAAGAUGGAUGUGAAAGUCUGCCAGACGUAUCGGGUGUUUCUGAAAUUGCGCCUUUUAAGAACGCAUUCUGUUAUGCUUGUAACAAUCUGAAUUGUCUACACGAUCAUUGCUUCCCAAACUCAUCCUUCGAUGUUGAAGCUUCGGACUGUAAAAGUUCUAUGGGGAGUUACUUCCGUAUUCGCGACCAAUUUUUUUUGCCGAAGUACUCACCAUCAGUGAAUUUCUAUGCUUCUCCAAAGGAUGAAAUAGAGUCUGACACUUAUGGAUGCUAUCCGGGACGAGCACUGAUUGGAAAUACCUGCGAAUUAUUAUUAUCUGAAGCAAAAUUCGCAAUAUACGGUGUUGAUGUUUCUCUUGCCUUAACCGUCAAUUCUACUUACACGAAUGCCUCUGUUACGAUGGAAAAAAUUGAGCAGUCUCUUGGCACCAUAUUUUUACAACAUUUACCUGAAAAUACUCGAGAAUUUUUACAAUUUUUAUUGCUAUUGAACAAGAAUUCCUCAUUAAACUUGCCAGUUGAAAGCACCAUGAGCAACGUUCAUUUGCUUGUGGAUCUGUAUUUUGAAGUUCAGUUCAUGGACUUUGAUAGACGUUCUGUGGAGGCCAAAUUGCUAAACUUUCCGAGUUUAAUUGAGCAGACUUCCUCCCUAGAUGAAGGAUCAAUAGAAUUCAAAAUCAAAAGCCUUGGAUUUUCAUACCCUGCCGAUUCUAUAAAAAACAGCAUGCCAGAUGCAAUUUCGACCUUGAAAUUGAAAGACAUUAUGAAUGCCUACUUUAAAUUGCCCCCCGAUGUUAUCCUGGUGGGUACCUUACUCUUCUGCAUUCACCAAAAGUUCAACUCUAGCUUGUUUUUCUUCGAUGAUGAAAACCUAGAAAUAAUCUCAAAUCAAACAAUGCGUCGAUUUAAGAUAGGCGAAUUCGUUUUGGAUUUUGAAGCUUUAAUUGGAGUUUGUAUGUAUAGUGAUGGCGGUGAAAGUUCUACAGAAUACCUCUUAGAUGGUAUUGUUGUGGAGGUCAAGUACUUGCCCACUGUAUUUAACGGUAUCAGUGCAGUGUGUAUGACUUCAGUAUUUAUAAGCUACUGUUAUUUCAAAAUCCUAAGAACACCUACUGGUGUUAAUGCAAUUUUUGUUUCCCUCUUUCUGUCUUGGUUUCAUAUAGUGAGUUCUUUAGUGAAACUCCUUCAACAUAUCAAACUAGCAUGCUUCGUUAUUGGGCUUGCUCUUCAUUACUUUUGGCUAUCUAUUUCUUGUUCUGUUUGUGUAACAGCCUGCCAUCAGUUUUCACUUUUUCGAAACACCAAAAUGGAGGACAAAGAAUUGCAAGACACAACGAAGUGGAUAACUCUAAUCCAUCUGAUUUUCAGCCUCUUCACUCCAAUGCUAAUUGUGGGUCUCAAUGCUAUACUGUUGCACGUGUUUCUAUCUGAUCCUUUCUAUUACAGCACUGACAAAUGCUUCCUAAAUCAUAACCUGUCAUACAUUGUGACUUUCCUCUCUCCUUUGAUACUGUCCGUCAUCAUGAUAUCAUUUUUCAAUGGAAUGGCUUUAAAGAUGGUCAUCACUGUGAAGGGAAAAUUAAUCAAAAAGAAAAAGGCCCAGUUUUUCAUACUGUUAAAAUUUGCAAUGUUUGUUUGCAUGUUCGCCAUUCUCCAGAUCACCGAAUGGUUUGUCGAUACAUCACACUAUACCUUCGUGAUUGAGUUGAUGGUGUCGACACAGGGAUGUUUUGUUUUCCUUGCCUUUUGCUGUUCCUCUCAUGUCUGCGGUUGGAGAAAAAACAAUGAGGAUUCUUCGUCAGGAAGCGAUAUAAACCAAACAAUGGAAAACAAAAUGGAAGUUAAGGAUACAGAGUAAUUGCGUUGCAAACUGUGGAAUCAUAAGAUUUCGUGGUGCCUCUAUUUUCGUUGAAUUCGUGGGUACCUCUCAACCACGAGUAAACAUCGUCCACAAAUUAAUAAAAUAGGGUUAUAAAGCCAUUUUUUCUUUUAUAGGUAUAAGAAAUUCACGAAAUUACAUCCCCAAGAACCUAUUAAAUUUCAGCAAUCCACGAAAAUUGGCCCCCACGAAUUUUUAUGAUUCCACAGUAUACGCUGAUUUAUGCUAAAAUCACCCCCCCCCCCCCCGGAAGGAAUAGACAAAACAGUACUCUGUUUGACAUGAAUCACCUGUUUAAUAAUUGUGUAUUGUUCUUGUUCUGUUACUUAUCAGAUUUAACGAAUUUACGAAGGCUUGGUGACCAUGACCAUUUUAAGCUGUAUUGGGUAAAAAGAAUAGAGUGGAAUCAUUUUUAUCUGUGGGGGUCAAUGGUCGUGGGUAUCCGAAAAUUUUCUGGUUCGAGGGGACGUAAUUUCGUUGGUAUAUGUAGCAAGUUCUAUUUCGUAAAUAUCUAUUAAUUUCAUGCUUGUAUAAUGUAUAAACGUUCGUGGGGAUGUUAAUUUUAAGGCAAGGGUUACCAACGAAAGCCACGAACAUUGGUCCCCCACGAAAAAUGAUGACUUCACAGUACCGCAUGCGUUGUAAAAGUAAUAUUCAAAAUUAUUUGUUUUCAUUGUGUUUUGUUGUUACGUACAUUGUGAAUGUUCAUAUUAAAUUAAGUGUUUUUGAACAGAUUUUUAAACCUCUGCAUGCUUUCAAAUGUUAGUACGUUUUAUUUAUAACGACUUAUGGUUAAGAAGUAAAAUGUUAGUGUUGUUGUAAACUUGAUGUUGCAUUAAAUGAUUUUUGUGCCUUUGACUAUUCAAUAAUUAAAAUCAAAACUUAUUAAAGGAAUGGGGACGAAUUGUAUUUGUAUGGCUGUAUUUGACAUUUAUAUAUAAUAUUUUAUCAAAAUUCUCCAUGUAAUGUUUUAAAAUCAAUUUGUUGUUUGCAAAAAAUAAAA